UGUGUCAUUCUUCGCAACAGGCAUCAUUUAAUUGAUAAAUAUUUUGAAAAAGAAAAACAUGUAAAUAUUCUGAAACAUUGGUCACGUGACUCUCUCUUUUCCUAGCGUGGACCAUCAUGAAGGCUCGUGGGAAUCUCAAGCAGUACAAGGUGAUUGGGCGUUCCGUGCCCACAGAGAAGGACCGUACUCCACCUCUGUACCAAAUGCAGAUCUUCGCCCCGGACAAGUGUACAGCCAAGUCUCGCUUCUGGUACUUUGUGUGCCAAUUGAAAAAGAUGAAGAGGACACUGGGCGAAAUUGUCUCCUGUCAGGAGAUAUACGAGAAGAAGCCCCUAAAGAUCAAGAACGUUGGUAUCUGGCUGAGGUAUGUGUCAAGGAGUGGGGAACACAACAUGUACCGCGAGUACAGGGAUCUUACAGCUGCCGGAGCUGUCACACAGUGCUACCGUGACAUGGGUGCGAGGCAUAGAGCCCGGUCCUCCACCAUCCAGAUCAUGAGAGUGGAAGAGGUUGCGGCCAACAAGACCCGCAGACCCAACAUCAAGCAGUUCCACGAUUCAAAGAUCCGGUUCCCACUGACUCACAGAAUCAACCGCAGCCAGCACAUGCCACGGUUUACCACCAACAGGCCCCAUACAACGUUCUAGACACUAUGAUUCUUUGUUAUUUAUGUACAUUGUGUAUAGUAAAUAAAGUCGGGCCUUCUCUGGAA
This is a messenger RNA of Mya arenaria, 712 nucleotides long. Its product is annotated as 60S ribosomal protein L18a-like. Gene Ontology annotation, biological process: translation. Gene Ontology annotation, molecular function: structural constituent of ribosome. Lineage: Eukaryota; Metazoa; Mollusca; Bivalvia; Myida; Myidae. The record is from RefSeq and is a predicted model, not a curated record. Gene Ontology annotation, cellular component: ribosome; cytosolic large ribosomal subunit. Bases 117 to 647 code for a protein of 176 amino acids. The transcript is spliced from 5 exons.